Molecule: messenger RNA, 810 nt
Organism: Chaetura pelagica (chimney swift)
Lineage: Eukaryota; Metazoa; Chordata; Aves; Apodiformes; Apodidae
Gene: TMEM163
Product: transmembrane protein 163
Exons: 8
Coding region: 1-810 (269 amino acids)
Cellular component (GO): synaptic vesicle membrane
Molecular function (GO): zinc ion binding
Source: RefSeq, a predicted model, not a curated record
AUGAGCGCAGGAGGUGCCGAGAGCGCUGAUGUGCGGCGGCUCCGCUCUGAUCCCGAGGAAAGGGCUCGGGCAGAGCGGGAAAAGCGUCCUUACCCCUGGGAGGGGAGGGGAGGCCGGGGACAGCACCUGCGGCCCUGCGGGGGUUUACUAGAAAGCAGUACAAGGCUAAAACCUCAUGAAGCUCAAAGCUACAGAAAGAAGGCAUUGUGGGUUUCCUGGGUCUCCAUUAUUGUCACACUGGCUCUUGCAGUGGCUGCAUUCACUGUCUCCGUAAUGAGAUACAGUGCAUCAUCAUUUGGAUUUGCUUUUGAUGCUACGCUGGAUGUUUUGUCAUCAGCGAUAGUUCUGUGGCGUUACAGCAACGCAGCUGCUGUGCAUUCUGCACACAGGGAGUACAUAGCUUGUGUUAUCUUGGGUGUCAUAUUCCUCCUGUCAUCUAUAUGUAUUGUGAUCAAAGCCAUCCAUGAUCUUGCGAAGAGGGUGCUUCCAGAAGUGGAUGACUUCCUGUAUAGUGUCUCUGUUUUAAGUGGAAUCCUUUGCACUGUCUUGGCAGUCAUCAAGUUUAUGCUGGGAAAGGUCCUUACAAGCAGAGCGCUGAUAACUGAUGGCUUCAACUCUCUUGUAGGUGGAAUAAUGGGAUUUUCCAUCCUUCUUAGUGCAGAAGUUUUUAAACACAAUUCUUCUGUCUGGUACCUGGAUGGCAGUAUAGGAGUUUUAAUUGGACUUACAAUAUUUGCCUAUGGAAUCAAGUUGCUCAUCGACAUGAUCCCCCGCGUCAGGCAAACACGCCACUAUGAAAUGUUUGAGUGA